GCUCGCUCUCCCGCGGGCUGCGGGGCCGGGCUCGCCCCGGCGCUCUCGGGAAGAAGGAAGCGGGGGCCGAGGACGCCAAGUUCCCUCAGCAGCAGCAGCAGCAGCAGCGGAUCCCGGCCGCAGCGGAGGCUGCGUCUCGGACGGGACAGGAGCGCGCGCCGCGGCGGGGCGCACGGCCGGAGCGGCCGCGGCGGGAGGCGCCCGGGCCUUCCGCUCUCGGCGAGGCGGCGGGCCGGGACCCCCAUGAGACGCGCCCGCGAGGGGCGCGGGAUCCGAAGCCCGGGAGUCGCGCGGCGGAGGCGGAGGGCGGCGCUGCAGCUGCCGGAGCUUCAGAGCUGCCGGCAGGCGGCGGCGGCGGCGGCAGCAGCGGCGGCGAGAACUUGAACUUGGCGUCGGGAGCGGGCGCCCCGGACGCCCCUCGCCGGGGCCGGGGCGCCGAGGGACCUGGGCGGCAGCGCUGCCCCCCGAAUGGCCGCGGCGGCGGACCAGGCUCCCGCGCCGCGGCCCUAGGCGGCCUCUCGCCAUGGCCAAGUGGCUGAACAAGUACUUCAGCUUGGGCAACAGCAAGACCAAGAGCCCGCCGCAGCCGCCGCGGCCGGACUACCGCGAGCAGCGGCGCCGAGGCGAGCGGCCCUCGCAGCCCCCCCAGGCCGUGCCGCAGGCCGCCUCGGCCGCCUCAGCGUCCUGUGGUCCGGCCGCCGCCUCCUGCUUCUCGGCCUCGUCGGGCUCGCUGCCCGACGACAGCGGCAGCACGAGCGACCUCAUUCGCGCCUACCGCGCGCAGAAGGAGCGCGACUUCGAGGACCCCUACAACGGGCCGGGCUCGUCGCUGCGCAAACUGCGCGCCAUGUGCCGCCUGGACUACUGCGGCGGCGGCGGCGGGGAGCCGGGCGGGGGCCAGCGCGCCUUCUCCGCCUCGUCCGCGUCGGGCGCCGCCGGCUGCUGCUGCGCCUCCUCGGGCGCCGGCGCCGCGGCGUCCUCGUCGUCGUCCUCGGGCUCCCCGCACCUCUACCGCAGCAGCAGCGAGCGGCGGCCCGCCACGCCGGCCGAGGUGCGCUACAUCUCCCCCAAGCACCGCCUCAUCAAAGUGGAGAGCGCCGCGGGUGGCGGCGGCGGCAGCGCGGGGGACCCUGCGGGGGGCGCCUGCUCCGGCGGCCGCACCUGGAGCCCGACGGCCUGCGGAGGCAAGAAGCUGCUCAACAAGUGUGCCGCCGCGGCCGCCGAGGAGAGCGGGGCCGGCAAGAAGGACAAGGUGACCAUAGCUGAUGACUACUCGGAUCCUUUCGAUGCCAAGAACGAUCUCAAAAACAAAGCAGGAAAGGGGGAGAGUGCCGGCUACAUGGAGCCCUACGAGGCCCAGAGGAUCAUGACAGAAUUCCAGAGGCAGGAAAGUGUCCGGUCCCAGCACAAAGGCAUCCAAUUAUACGACACCCCUUAUGAGCCCGAAGGCCAAAGCGGCGACUCGGACUCGGAGAGCACGGUGAGCCCCCGGCUGCGCGAGAGCAAGCUGCCCCAGGACGACGACAGGCCUGCCGACGAGUACGACCAGCCGUGGGAGUGGAACCGGGUCACCAUCCCGGCCCUGGCAGCCCAGUUUAACGGCGGUGAGAAGCGGCAGUCGUCCCCCUCGCCUUCCCGGGACCGGCGGCGUCAGCUUCGUGCUCCUGGUGGGGGCUUCAAGCCCAUCAAACAUGGCAGCCCCGAGUUCUGCGGGAUCCUGGGAGAGAGAGUAGACCCCGCUGUGCCGCUGGAGAAGCAAAUAUGGUAUCACGGAGCCAUCAGCAGAGGAGACGCUGAGAACCUGCUGCGGCUCUGCAAGGAGUGCAGCUACCUUGUCCGGAACAGCCAGACCAGCAAGCACGACUACUCCCUGUCCCUGAAGAGCAACCAGGGUUUUAUGCACAUGAAACUGGCCAAAACCAAAGAGAAAUACGUCCUGGGGCAGAACAGCCCCCCAUUCGACAGUGUCCCGGAAGUCAUCCACUACUACACCACCAGGAAGCUGCCCAUCAAAGGCGCCGAGCACCUGUCCCUCCUGUACCCGGUGGCCGUGCGGACCCUGUGAGCAGCCCAGCCCGGCUCUGAGCCAGCGGCCUGGCCGCCGUUGUCCCGUGUGUGUUGUGUGCACGGCACUAGCACACCACUGCGUGUCCCUCGAAUGCCCGAGAGGGCCUGGAUGAAGCUGAGGGACAGAGGCCACCCCAGCCCCCAACCGAUCCCCUCCUUGAGUUUCUGUGAAUUAAAAUAUUUGCAAAUCCAAAGAGAUGCCUUCCAGGAUGAACAAAGGCAGAGCUGCCCGGAGGGGCGGGGCGCGAGCUCCCGGGCGCAUCUCUUUGUUCACCAGCUGUCAGGGUUCACACCUGUGUGUGAGGCCAAGUUUUCCCACCGGUGCUAGGAGCCAAAUGCUGGCGCUCUGAGAGCCCAGGAGGCCCGGGGCUCCCGCCCCACCCUGGCGCGUGCGUGUGUGCUGUGUGUGUGUGUGUGCGCGCGUGUGUGUGAGAGAGCAUGGGCACACACGGAUGAGUGAAGCCCACGGAUCCACUCGUAGUCACUCAGUGUAAUCAUUAGAUCGUCAAGCUAUCGUGUGCAGUCCAAAAGAGGCCUCAAUUAUUUAUGAAUAGGGUGUGUAAAUAAAAUAGUCAUUUAAUAUAUAUUCUUAAUCCCUUUUUUUAAUGUGCCAGAGAGGGCCUCUUGCCUGCUGGGUUCAUUCCCAGAGCAAGGGCUGUCUGCUCUGUGCUUGCCGGUGUGAGCAGCCCCCAGGCGGGCAAGGAGGCAGGGGCCCACAGGACAGGUGCAGCAGCAUGGGGGUGGGGCAUUCCUUGGCCCCGCCCCCAAAGAGUCCUCAUGCAGACCCUGCCCCCAGGCCUGCGCUGGCUGUGGCUGGCAUCCAGCAACCAGGGUUUGCCUGCAGCCAGUGAGUCUGCAGAGGGCUCUUCUCCCGUCGUCCCGCAGUCACACAGAGAGGGAAAGUAACUUGCCCUCAGUCACACAGCUUGUGAGCAGCAGAUCAGACUCCACGGCCAGUGCUCUUCCCCCAGCUCUGCGAGGCCUGGCAGCCAGUUACCCUGCUUUGGGGCGGGGCAGGGGCAGCACCCCAGCCUUGCCGGGGACACGGAGCCUGAUCUGGUGUCCGCCUGCUUACACACAGAAAGGUGACCUUGACAGCACUAGAGGUUCUUCCCGCACAUGGGGGAAGCCCCCCCCCCCCCCCGCGGCUGCGAGGUUGCUACCACUCAGCUCCCGGUCUUCCCCGCCCACCUGGUACUGUGGAGGGGUGGCUGCCGCCCACUGAACCCAGUGCGAGGGCUCCAGCGUGGGCACGGGGCCAGUGCCAUCGCCCAGCACACAUCCUCCCACCCCCCGGCUGAUCCGCGUGGACUGGAGUCUGAGGGCCGACGAGUGGCGCGCGUGGGAAGGGCCUCAGCUCGGACCGGCUGCCGUCUUCAGAGGUGAUUCCGGCUCGCUGCCGAGGUGCGGACACAGAGCCCCGCAAAGGGGAAGAACUCGCCGAGGCCGCCCGUGGACUUGGGGCAGAGCAGGACUAAAAGCCGUGCCCACUGGGGGACAGCGUGGAUCUCCGCGGUCUGCGGCCGAAGCCGUUUCCUGGGCGAUUUGCCAUUCAUCCGAUCCUGUUUCCUGUGGCCUGAGGCCGUCUCCAGAGAUGCUGACCUUGACCCUGUGCCUGUUUUGCAUUUUCCAAAGCAUCCUUCCGGUCAAGGGAGGGAGGAGCGUGGUUGUGGGGGGCGGUUUGCACCUGUCUAAUGGAGGAGGCCUGGGAAGUGCAGAGCUUGGCCACAUGGGGAGGGGGCGGGGGGGCGGGGGGUUGUGCCAUGAGGCUUCACCCUGGCAGGUUCCUGAGGGCUGGAGCUGUGUGUGCAGCCGCUCUGCCCCCUGGGGGGAAUCCUGGGACCCUCUGCGCCCGGCCUCUGCCGUCCCUGGACGUUCCCGGGAAGGCCCACCCGCCCUCGGGGACCAGGCGGGCAGAGGAGCCAGCUUACAGGAUGGGAGCUGCCAAAGGCAUUUGCCCUUCGUUCCGCGAACCUCUCCCUCUUCUUCCUCUGAUUGUGGCCGCUUCCUGUGAGCGUGUGUGCGUGUUUUCUUGGACAACCCCACAAUCGAAACCGCUUUGGCCUCUCAGGGGCAUACUCACUCGGGUUACGGCCCUGGGCUGGGGGGUUCUGUGGCCUUUUUAUUUAUUUAUUUUGUCAUCUGCGGCCAGUGCCCUGGGGGAAGCAGCUGCCCGGCACCCAGGAGCCCCCGCAGCACUGCUGUCCCCCUGCACGGCUCCAGCCACGCACGGCCUCCCCGCCCGGGGCCCCGGAGCUGUGUCUGUCUCUGCCACACUGCUUUGCUCACCGCAGCGCCCACCUGGGAGUCCAGAGCCCUUUCCGAAGCCUCACGUGGCGUCUGCAGACAGAAGGCGGCCUUGUGUGGGAGAGGGGCUCUCCUGGAGAGGCUCCCGGGACAGCCCAGGAGGAAAAAGAGGAGGCUCGGGCCUCUGGGAAGGCCGGAGCUGCACAGACCCCUGAUGCAGCUUCCAGCCAGCAGGUGGAGGGAGCCCCGGCAGCCUCGGCGGCAAACCCAGCGCCAGGGUGCGGAAUGCCAAGUCCUACAAAGCUCCCCAGACCCGACCUCAGGAAGCAGCCGAGGCAGGGGCCGGGCUGGGUCAGGCCACCGUCCAGCAAAUUGCCGCAUCUGCCUCUUCCACCUGCCAGAGCCACCCCAGGGACCCCCGGCCUCCCCGCCCCCCUCGGCGAGGCCCCUUCCAGCCCCCUCCUGCCAAGACAGUGUCGUGUCAGCUUCCAGUUGUGUGUGCCCCCGUGUGUGAUGACAGAUACUUAAUGUGUAGCUUGUAAUACACACGUGUCUUGUGGACCGCA
Messenger RNA from Oryctolagus cuniculus (rabbit), 4880 nucleotides. RefSeq names its product SH2 domain containing adaptor protein B (gene SHB). The record is from RefSeq and is a predicted model, not a curated record. Gene Ontology annotation, molecular function: phosphotyrosine residue binding. Lineage: Eukaryota; Metazoa; Chordata; Mammalia; Lagomorpha; Leporidae.